AAUGGUACUGUGAGACAGAUAACAAUAAAGGAGAUGUUUUUUAAGGGUACGAGUACUACAGGUCGUCGACAACUCAGGAGUCUACCCUAAGAAUAGCAACUUUUACAGGUGGGUCGAGCUGACGUAGGCGAGAGCUAAUCUGGCAGGAGGAGGUACAGCUAUGUCAGACCACAGCGACUCCAGUUGGGUCCCUGAGGAGCGGGUCCGCGCCCUCACUAAACUGGGAAGUUCGGUUGAUGUGAGAGACGAUGUUCCGCCUCGCCGUUACUUCAGAUCUGGCAUGGAGAUUAUACGGAUGGCCAACGUCUACGCGGACGAGGGAAACACGGAGAACGCCUUCGUACUCUACAACAAAUACAUCACACUCUUCAUUGAAAAGCUUCCCAGACACAAAGACUACAAAACAGCCAACAUUCCGGAGAGGAAGGACACUAUGAGGAAGCUGAAGGAGAUUGCAUUCCCAAAGGCUGAGGAACUGAAGAAAGUACUUCUCAGAGAGUAUGAGAGGGAAUAUACUGAAUAUCUGAACCAGAAGAAAGCAGAGGAGGAGGCCCAUCAGCAGGAGUUGGCCAGACAGAGAGAGCUGGAGGCAGAGAGGGAGAAGCAGGCUGAGCAUGCGCUCCGUCAGAGAGAGCAGGAGCAGUUGAAUGCCUUUGAGGAGAUGAUUCGCCGGCAGGAGCUGGAAAAAGAGCGGCAGCGCAUUGUGAGGGAGUUCAGCACUCCCGUGGUGCCAACAGCACCCCCAGAUGUUUUAGUGCCAGAUGUCCAGGGACCCCCACAGCCCCCUGUGGCCACCCCGACACCCCCACAAAGCCCUCCGGCCCCCCCGAACAAUCUGCCGACAUUUGAUCGCUCUCUGAAACCUACAACACGGAUCAGCUCUGGAGCCACUGAAAUGAUUGGUGGUUUACGAAUCCUGUCUGUGCCCGCUGAGCUGUGCGACAGGUUUCUGCAGCUGGCAAAAGAAAACACAGCGAAAGGAGUAGAGACAUGUGGCAUUCUCUGUGGAAAACUGAUGAAGAAUGCUUUCAGUGUGACUCAUAUGGUGGUGCCAAAGCAACGCGGAAGCCCUGACUCCUGUCACACGGAGAAUGAGGAGGAACUUUUCCAUAUCCAGGAUGAGUAUGACCUCAUCACACUGGGCUGGAUCCACACGCACCCUACGCAGACUGCAUUUUUAUCCAGCGUGGACCUGCACACACACUGCUCCUACCAAAUCAUGCUCCCAGAGUCCAUAGCUAUUGUGUGUUCCCCCAAGUUCCAAGAGACUGGUUACUUCAGACUGACGGACCAUGGAAUGAAGGAGAUUUCGUCCUGCAGAAUGAAUGGCUUCCAUCCACAUACAAAAGUUCCUCCUCUGUUCUCUGACAGCAAACACGUCACCAUCACAGAGAGCAGUGUGUCAGUGCUGGAUCUGCGGUGACUGCCUUACAGGUGCCUUUCUGCUCCACUUCACAGCGACACAAACACUGAAGGACCCACAGGAGUGGAGAGUAUGGAUGUGGUGCUGAUGCAGUUUGUCUUUCAAAUGAUGGAGACCAAGAUUGUGCCUGUGGCCUCAUGGCUUCAUCGACAAGGCCUUUUCCCGCUCCUCUGUUCCCACGCUCUCAGCCGCCAUCACCUCCUCAACCACACGAGUCCAAAAACCAAGAGUUUAGCGUUCAGUAGCUUGUCUUUUAAUACUCAAGACUUUAAAACAUUUGGAGAAUGUGCAGGUUCACAAGAACCAUCUGCUUGGUAGCUUGUAAGAAGUCACUCUCUUAAGAAUACGUAAGCCUAGCCUUUGAAGAGUCUCUACUCUCUCUGUUUCUGCCUCUCUCUCUCUCUCUUUCAUUUUAUGCAAUGCGGAUGAUGUAUCCAUGUGCUUGUGUCUUUAAUGGAAACGCCUGCCUGCUGGGGUGUUGUCUCUGGAAAGACAGACUUCCCGUGUUAGAACUACGUACAGACAGAAAUCCUGCCCCCUGUAGCCUUUGACAGACUCUGCGCCUGAGCUGCACACCUGUCACUCUCUCUUAUGUGUGUUAUCAGGCUCCUCUCUGACUACACUCUGGCGUUCCGCUCUUCCCAGCGGUUCCCAUGGUAACAAAGAUAUUGAUAUUGAGAUAUUGUUUAACAACAGAUUUCUGUUUUUGGGUUAAUGUACAUUUUUUUAUUUUUCUCCAGUCCAUGGAAGUCUUGGCCAUUCCUGAAAUAUCUCAGUACUGUAUCGAUAUUGUGUGAGUGACGGGGUCUUCACGUGUGUGUUCGGCGGAGACGUGCGUGCAUUUCCCGUUCUUCACUUUCACCUCCUCCAUUUCUCUGUGCAUAGACACCUACAGUAAAACCAUUUCUUUGUCCAUAAGACACCUACAGUUAAACCAUUUCUCUGUCCAUAAGACACCUACAGUAAAACCAUUUCUCUGUCCAGAGACACCUACAGUAAAACCAUUUCUCUGUCCAUAGACACCUACAGUAAAACCAUUUCUCUGCAAAACGAUGAGACUGUUAUCAGAGGUUGAUUUUGAUUUGCCAGUCCUACAUGUAACACACUAUCACAUACGCUGUCACUCAUGGCAACCACACAGUCUUUGAAAAUCAGUCAUCUGAAUAAAGAGCCCACAUGGAGUGCAAUGCAAACUAUUCCUCCCACCACAGAGUAAAAGACAGCUUAGUGUCUUAUUGGAACGCACUAAGGAAUCCCUUUAAAACCUCCUCACUCUGACCAGACAAACUCAGACAUGCCACACUCAGCAGUAGGCUGCACAAUGUCUAGAAUUCAUUCAGCUGUUUUAACCAAGUGAAAAUUCUAAAACAAGAUGCCAAUCAUCGAGACAGACUGUUUGUGUCAUCAUGGCAGCUGUGUGCGUGUUAGCAUGUGUUUGGUCAGUGUGAAAGGAUUUCAUAUGCUCCAUUCUUUCACCCUGUGUUACCUGUCACCUGUACCCUGUAUUCAUUUGGUGUUAUGUCCUGCCUUUGCCAGAAAGCAUUGGUGUAUCUGUCAAAAAACAUUUCAUAAUAGUUUCCUUAAAAGUAUUUCACUGUUUAUA
Molecule: messenger RNA, 3026 nt
Organism: Chanos chanos (milkfish)
Lineage: Eukaryota; Metazoa; Chordata; Actinopteri; Gonorynchiformes; Chanidae
Gene: stambpa
Product: STAM binding protein a
Exons: 10
Coding region: 161-1423 (420 amino acids)
Biological process (GO): protein K63-linked deubiquitination
Cellular component (GO): endosome; cleavage furrow
Molecular function (GO): K63-linked deubiquitinase activity; metal-dependent deubiquitinase activity; protein binding
Source: RefSeq, a predicted model, not a curated record